Messenger RNA from Nannospalax galili (Upper Galilee mountains blind mole rat), 6562 nucleotides. It is a transcript of the gene Disp2, whose product is annotated as dispatched RND transporter family member 2. The record is from RefSeq and is a predicted model, not a curated record. Lineage: Eukaryota; Metazoa; Chordata; Mammalia; Rodentia; Spalacidae. Bases 243 to 4283 code for a protein of 1346 amino acids. The transcript has 8 exons.
ACCGCUGCUGCUGCUUCAGCACCAGAACCCGGACAGCGGCGCCGCCCACGGGCAUGGACGGAGGUAGCAGCUGCAGCUGCUGCAGCAACCUGUCUUCUGGUCGGCGUCUGAAAGGCGAGAGCGGCCUGAGGGGAGAACAUUAGCCCCAGAAGACAGCUGCCGGGGCCGGUAGGAAGGACCUCUCCGCAGAUCCGGCUGGAACAUCUUCUCAGCACGCCUGCAUCAGGUCUCAGGUCAACGCCAUGGCCCCAGAGGCAAGCCCAGAGAGAAGCUGCUCCCUUCACACCUGUCCCCUUGAGGACCCUACGGGCACUGUGCCUGCACCAACAGUCUCUACUCUCCAGACUGUAGAUCCAACCAGUCCUUUAGCGGCUGGCCAUUUUGCCUUUCCUCGAGCUCCGCAAGAAUAUCAAGAAGGAAGCUCUCUACUAGGACCGGGAGACCAAGCAGCUCUAUGUGCCCAUGUCUCCAACGUCAGCACUUCUAUAGACCCCUCACAGCAUGAUGGGGUCUGGAAGCCACCUUCUGUGCAGCGCCAUGUGGUCAGUGUCAGGCAGGAGCGUACUUUCCGGAUGCCAAAGAGCUAUUCCCAGCUGAUUGCUGAGUGGCCAGGGGCUGUGCUGCUGUUGUGUGUGGCUUUCAUCCUCCUCUGCACCCUGGCUGGGAUGUUGGGAAGCCCGACGCCUGACUUUUCUGAACCUUUACUGGGCUUUGAGCCUCGGGACACAGAAGUUGGACGAAAGCUAGAAGUCUGGAAGGCACUGCAGGCCCUUACAGGCCCCAAGAAUCUGCUUUCCCUUUCCCCAGACCCUGAUAUCAACAGCUCAAACUUGCACAGUACUCUGAGUCCUGCAGCCUGGGGCAGGCCUGAGGAGAGUGUGGUCCGGACCAAGAGGAUGGUAGAGCCCGUGGAAGAUAAGGAAGAGGAGAACUUCUUCUGUGGCCCUCCUGAGAAGAGUCAUGCAAAGCUGGUGUUCGUGUCCACUUCUGGGGGCAGCCUGUGGAAUCUGCAAGCCAUCCAGUCCAUGUGUCGCAUAGAACAGGAGCAGAUCCGCUCUCAUAUCAGCUUUGGGGCUCUGUGCCAGAGGUCGGCAGCCAAUGAGUGCUGUCCCAGCUGGUCCCUGGGCAACUAUCUGGCUGUGCUGUCCAACCGCUCCUCCUGCCUGGACACUACCCAAGCUGAUGCAGACCGCACACUGGCCCUGCUUCGGUUCUGUGCCCCCUACUACCAUCGUGGUGUCUUGGUACCCGCUUGUGUGGGAUCUGGGCAGGGCAAGCCCCCAUAUUGUGCCCAGGUUCCCACCAAGUGCACCCGGAGUAGCGCAGUCUAUCAGCUCCUCCACUAUCUGCUAGACAGAGAUUUUCUGAGUCCCCAAACCGCUGACUACCAGGUACCCUCCCUCAAGUUCGGCUUGCUCUUCCUGCCCAUUAUUAAGACUGCCUCCAUGCUAGACAUAUACCUGGAUGGCCUAGUUGACCCAAUUAAGGUCUCUGACAACUAUACGUCUAUCAGUGGCAUGGACUUGGGCCUCAAGCCGAGAUUGCUGAAGUACUACCUGGCCGAGGAUACGAUGUACCCCUUGAUGGCCCUGGUUACCAUCUUCUUCGGCAUGUCCCUCUACCUCCGCUCCCUCUUCAUCACAUUCAUGGCGUUGCUGGGGGUGCUUGGCUCCCUAAUGGUGGCCUUCUUUCUUUACCAUGUGGCCUUCCGCAUGACCUACUUCCCCUUUGUCAAUCUAGCAGCCCUCCUUCUGCUUAGUGGCGUCUGUGUCAAUCACACCCUUAUCUUCUUCGACCUGUGGCGCCUCAGCAGGAGCCAGGUGCCCUCUGGGGGGCUAGCGCACCGGGUGGGCCGCACCAUGCACCACUUUGGCUACCUGUUGCUGGUCUCGGGCCUCACCACCGGGGCGGCCUACUAUGGCAGCUACCUUAGCCGCCUGCCGACCGUGCGCUGCUUCGCUCUUUUCACCGGCACGGCUGUGCUAGUGCACACUGGGCUCACGCUGGUCUGGCUGCCCGCCUGCGCAGUGAUCCAGGAGCGCUACCUGGCCCGCGGCUGUGUUCCCCGGGCCCCGGGCCAGAGGGGCGUCAGCGACCCCUGGCGGCUAUUGCUGGCGUUGCACCGGAAGAUCCGCGGCCUUCGGAGGAUUAUUGCCAUCCUCUCGCGCCUGCUCUUCCAGCGCUUGCUGCCCUGCGGCGUCAUUAAGUUUCGGUACAUCUGGAUCUGCUGGUUCGCGGCGUUGGCGGCAGGGGGCGCCUACAUCGGCGGCGUCAGCCCCCGCCUGCAGCUGCCCAUCCUGCUCCCUCUUGGAGGCCAGGUCUUCCGGUCUAGCCACCCCUUUGAGCGCUUUGAUGCCGAGUACCGCCAGCAGUUCCUGUUCGAGGAUCUGCUUCCAAAUGAGGGCGGCAACUUGCCAGUGGUUCUGGUGUGGGGAGUCCUGCCAGUGGACACUAGUGAUCCCUUGGACCCUCGCACCAACAGCUCAGUGGUGAGUGAUCCUGACUUCUCAGCCAGCAGCCCCGAGGCCCAAGAGUGGCUCCUGACUCUCUGCCAUGGAGCUCGGAAUCAGAGCUUCUUUGGCCCCCAGCCAGAGGGUUGGCCCACACUGUGCUUCGUGGAAGCCCUCCAGCAAUGGAUGGAGAGCCCCAGCUGUUCCCGCCUCGGUGCUGACAUAUGUUGUGGCCAGUCAGACUUUCCCUGGGCCCCCCAGCUUUACCUGCACUGCCUCAAGAUGAUGGCUCUGGAGCAAAGCCCUGAUGGUACCCGCGACCUGGGACUCCGCUUUGAUGCCCAUGGCAACCUGGCUGCCCUCGUCCUGCAGUUUCAGACCAACUUCCAGUACAGUCUAGAGUACGGCCCGGUCCACCACUUCUACACUGAGAUCAGCCGCUGGCUGACAACCGAGAUGGGCAAGGCGCCUCCAGGCCUCGGCAAGGGUUGGUUCACCAGCACCCUGGAGCUGUACAGCCUGCAGCACAGCCUGAGCACCGAACCUGCUGUGGUCCUGGGACUGGCUCUGGCAUUGGCCUUUGCCACACUGCUGCUGGGCACCUGGAACGUCCCCCUCAGCCUGUUCUCUGUCGCAGCUGUGGCUGGCACCGUCCUGCUCACCGUGGGAUUGCUGGUCUUACUUGAGUGGCAGCUCAACACUGCUGAGUCACUCUUUCUCGCUGCCUCUGUGGGCCUCUCUGUAGACCUUACCAUCAACUACUGCAUCUCCUAUCACUUGUGCCCACACCCUGACCGCCUGAGCCGCGUGGCCUUCUCGCUGCGCCAGACCAGCCGAGCCACAGCUAUGGCGACUGCAGCUCUGUUUGCCUCUGGUGUACUCAUGCUGCCUUCCACAGUGCUGCUCUAUCGCAAGCUGGGCAUCAUCAUCAUGAUGGUCAAGUUUGUCGGCUGUGGCUUUGCCAGCUUCUUCUUCCAAUCGCUGUGCUGUUUCUUUGGGCCAGAGAAGAACUGUGGACAGAUCCUGUGGCCCUGUGCCCACCUGCCAUGGGAUGCUGGAACAGAGGAGCCUGAUGAGGAGAAGGGACGCCCUGGGGGCCCUGGGUCCUGCUCAGAACAUUAUGAGCUGCAGCCCCUUGCACGCCGCCGCAGCCCCAGCUUUGACACCAGCACCGCCACCAGCAAGCUGUCCCACCGGCCUUCCAUACUCUCUGAAGAUCUUCAACUGCAUGAUGGCAGCUGCUGCCACCGGCACGCACAAGCCCCAGCCUCCCCUCGGGAUCUGCUUCUGGACCAUCAGGCAGUCUUCAGCCAGUGCCCGGCCCUGCAGACCUCCUCCCCGUAUAAGCAGGCUGGCUCCAACCCCCAAACCUGGAUCAGGCAGGACCCUCAGGGUCAGAAAGCUGAGCCCCUGCAGGCCUUGCCAGAGGCCCCAAUCCACCUCCCUAAAUCCAAAGUAGAAGAGUUCCCAGAUGGUCUCUGCUCCUCAGGCAGCACCCUAGAUGGACUCAGCGUCUCUGAUGACACCUGUGCCUCUGAUCCCAGUGCCCAUGUGCCAGAUUCUGUGGGAACCUCCCCAGAAGGCCAGAAUAACACUGGACACCCAGUUCUUGAGCGUGGCCAGCUGAAUGGGAAGCGCGACACCCUGUGGCUGGCACUGAAGGAGACCAUCUAUGACCCAACCCUGCCCAACUCCCACCACAGCAGCUUAUCCUGGAAAGGCCGCGGAGGGCCAGGGGAUAUCAGCCCUGUGGUACUCCCUAACAGCCAGCCAGAUCUGCCAGAUGUUUGGCUCCGUAGGCCCAGCACCUACACCUCUGGCUACAGCAGUUGAGGGAGGCCAAGACAGGCCAGUCCAGGGUGCAGAACCCUGUUGGUGAAGAUAAGACAGGGGCAGCACUAGCCUGAAGGUAUUUCUCCAAAUUGAUAUGUCUUACCCUCCAGCUAUGGAUUUCAAACCCUGCCAGAUGUUCUAGCCUUGAUCUCUCUGCUACUUACCCCUGCAUCUGGAGGAUUCAAUGGGAGGGGCUUGCCAGGUAAUACCAGGCUCUCCCUGUGACCAGCUAAGGGCUCAUCUGCCCCACAGUGCCAAUAAGAAUCCCUCUUCUGGAAAGUGGGGAGGCCAAAUGUGCAGCUCUAGGCACGCAGGAGAGGCUGACCAACCCUCUCCCAGGUGGCAAGAAGUUCAGUGACACUAAGGUACCCCAUCUUGGAGAUCCUAUUGGGGUAGCUUACUGACCAGAAAAGCCCUCAAGAACCUCCACAGCCUCCUAACCCACCCUCCCCCCCCCAACUCCAUUGGCUCUUCAGAACACUUUUUGCUCUUUGGGAGACUUCUCUGAGCCAGAAUUGAGCUGAGGUCUCCAUCCUGCACUGCCCUGCCCUUCUCACAUUCACUAGUGUGACCAGAAACUGUCCAAGGCAAGCAGAGAUAGCUGCUGAGAGAGAAACAGGAGGAGGCAGGAAGAUCGGCCUUGGAGCAUCCCUAAAUGACGAUCCCUCACAGGAAGCCAGCUCCAGUAUGCUCCCCUGUUAAUGAACAAUCAUCAUCCCUUUCCAUCUCUGCACCUGUAAGUCUCCUUGGACCUCACUACAGAAUGACCUGCAGUUGGUCACGUUCUUUUACCCCACUUUGCAGGUAAAGACAUUGAGACUACGUAAGGUUGAUUAUUUAUCCAAAGUCAUGUCACUGGUUAGUGGCAGAUUACUUUCCUGACUCAUUCUACCACAAUUCCCAGUCUCCUCCUGGCUACCUGCUUCAGGGCCAUUGGCCCCUGGCUGUCUUAACCCUUUGCUUCUGGCACUUACCCAGUCUCCCUUCUUGAGUGUCUCUGUGUAAACCCUGCCUUCCCUUUGGGCCUCCAUCCCCAGAAUAAGCUGUACUCUGAGCAGACCUCGGAGUCCUUCCUUGUUUCCCCUUUGCUCCCCUCUGGAAUCCUUUGAGAUGCUGAUUAGCAAUUUGGCCUCCCAGAUCAUGGCUGAUCUUACUCUUAGGCUUCAAGGGCAUGCCUCUUCCAUGGUUGCAGAAUACAAAGAGGCUUUGCCAGGAGAGGUACUGAGGAACAGAAGAGGUUGAACAGAAUCUAGUUAAGACAGAAACUCAGACCUGUUCUUUGGGGGGAAUGUGUGCAUCUGGUCUCUGCCAGGUCCUCAGUUUUUAAAGGAAAUGUCUCUGGAGGAGAGAGGGAAAUCUACAAACCAAAGCCUGGUUCUCCCUCUCCAAAGCAAAGAACCUGUCCUGAGGUUUCAUCCAAAGUGAUAGUUCAUGAUAUUAGGUAGCACCAACAAAUUUGCUGAACACCUGCUUUGUAGAUGGUAUUACAAGGACAGAAGUGUGAAAAUCAAGCCUUCUGGCCAGGGAAGCAGCUUGCAUACACAGGCAGCCUUCAGUGGGUCGCUCUCAUUAUUACUGGAGCCCAAGUACCCAGGGUGAGGCAACCAGGAAGGGUUGAUUGGAAAGGAAUGACUUGAGCUGAGCUACAGAAGAAGAAUCCUUCUUUCAAAGGACUCCUGUGUGCAAACCCAGCAUGUACAACAGAUAAACAUGUAGCUACUCCAAAGCAUGAGUUGGGGGUGCAGCCAGCUCAGUUUCCUUUUCUAGUGCAGCUGUCCAGGGGCCUCCAGGUUCCUGGCAGAUCUGUAAGACAUGACAUGAAGACCACCAGUCUAGGCAGUUUUACUUAUAAAUAUCAGAAAAGUGAAAAGAGUUUUCAGGGCCAAUCAAUCUGUGGCAAAGCUAGAGGCAAGUCAGAGGGCAUUUCUGUUUUAUUUUGUUGUGUUCUCCUGUUAUUGAGACCUACCUCCCCCAUCAACUAGCCAAGGACAAGUGGAACAGAAACCCAAAUAAGAACAUAAGAAUGUGGAAAAGACAGAAGACAGUUAGUUGUCCCUCAGUAUCUAUGGAGAACUGGUUCCAGCCGCCAAGUCCCCACCCCAGGAUGCCAAAAUCCGAGGCUGCUCCAGUCCUUUGUGUAAAAUGGUGUAGUAUUUGCAUAUAACAGAUGCAUAUUCUCUCGUAUAUUUAUCGUCUCUAGAUUACUUAUAAUACCCAAUAUGAUGUAAAUGCUAUGUUAGUUGUUACUUGUGUUGUUGUAAUAAUGACAAGAAAAAAUA